Symbiodinium sp. CCMP2456 is the source of this 939-nucleotide messenger RNA. The record is from the annotation of a GenBank genome assembly. Lineage: Eukaryota; Dinophyceae; Suessiales; Symbiodiniaceae.
AUGUUUGUUGUGCUUGUGGGCUUCUCUUCGUUCCAGCAUGCACAGACACACGACGCCUCGCUGACCGCCCUCUUCGAUGAAUUCUAUGGUUCCGUCGAGUCACUGACGAAUCACCACCUACUUCGAGACGCAGAAGCUUUGCAUCUUCACGCACACCGAUUCCGGCUUCCAAGACCUCUUGACGACAUCAUUCUCUGCAUUCCGCAGAAAAAUGGGAAUCGAUAUUUCGCUUCGUUGAUGCACUUGCUUCAUUUUGGAGGUGCUCCACGAUCAGUUGGAGACAUGCUGAAGAGAAUUUCGGAGUACGACUACUCCGCUCUCAGCUCGACUGACCGGAUUUGGAUGCUGGCGCGAAAUCCAUACAGCCGUGUGUUGUCCCUUUACCUGCACAAGAUUGUCGGACUCUGCAAAUUUGGCUCCCUAGGCUGCAAGGACCACGCUGAAAGGAUGAAGUUCGCUGGUAUCAUGGGCUACAAUGCUUCUGCACCUCCAACAUUUUCGGUGUGGGUGGAUCUCCUUGCACAGGUGAUGGUACACUUACAGGCUCAUGGAAUCGACCCCUGCAUGGUGGACAAGCACUUCUGCUCGCAAACUUCAGGCUGUGCCUGGCGGCAGGCCAAGGAAGUCAUGGUUCUGAGAUUAGAGGAGCAGUGGAGGUGGUUUGAGCCUUUGGUUGCCUUGUUGAGCUCUACUGGUCUGAGCCCGCACAGCCUCUCCGGGAAUCUCUGGACGCCGUUCACGGGACAGCCUUGCUUCUAUGCACCCACCGGGAACUGCAGCGACUCCAUGACGCGAACUCCGAAACCUCCGCUUGUUGACCACAUACAUGGAACCGGUGCAAACGAUGCCGUUGGAGAGCAUUACACGCCGCAAGCGGCGUUCUUGAUUCGGCGAAUUUAUGAGAGCGAUUUCAAUCUGUUGGGUGCCUUUCCCAGAUGA